Molecule: messenger RNA, 1060 nt
Organism: Aphanomyces invadans
Lineage: Eukaryota; Oomycota; Saprolegniomycetes; Saprolegniales; Verrucalvaceae
Exons: 1
Coding region: 21-878 (285 amino acids)
Biological process (GO): biosynthetic process
Cellular component (GO): cytoplasm
Molecular function (GO): isomerase activity
Source: RefSeq, a predicted model, not a curated record
CAUACAUAUUCGCCGCCAUCAUGACACCCACCACCGACGUGCUCAAGAUCGCAGCAUUCUCCUGCGGCAAUGCCGGCGGCAACCCUGCCGGAGUGUGGAUUGGAGCGGAGCUACCACCCGCUUUGGAGAUGGCGCGAGUCGCUGCGCAAGUUGGGUUCUCGGAAACGGUGUUUGCUGCCCCGACUGGCGAUGGUCCGACGUCUUGGCGUGUGCGGUACUUUUCUCCUGAGUCGGAGGUACCAUUCUGCGGCCAUGCUACGAUUGCCCUUGGCGCGGCGUUGGCCCAUCAGCACGGAGAUGGCGUUUAUACGUUGGCGUUGAACCAUGCCACCAUCACGGUGGAAGGACGGUCGACCAAUGAAGGCAGCUGCGUCGCGCUGCAAUCGCCCCCUACGCAUAGCAAACUCGCCCCCAUCGGUGUAGUGAACGAUGCAUUGGCUCUAUUUGGCCUCAGCGAUGACGAUCUCGACAAAACGCUUCCACCAGGCCUGGCAAACGGAGGUGCAGACCACUUGAUAUUGGCCCUCCGCUCCCGGGCGGCGCUGGCUGCCAUGAAGUACGACCUCGAAUGCGGGCGUAAAUUCAUGAACGCCUUGGGCUUGGUCACGAUUGUGCUUGUGUACGCCGAGUCGGCCCAGCGAUUCCACACCCGCAACCCUUUUGCUUCUGGUGGCGUUUAUGAAGAUCCGGCGACUGGGGCCGCGACGGCCGCGCUGGCGGGGUACUUGCGGGAUUUGAACUGGCCACACGGCGGUGCGAUCGAUAUCCUUCAGGGUGACGAUAUGGGCGCUCCAUCUCGCCUGCGAGCGGAAUUCACGGACGUGCGUGGCAGCUCCAUUCGGGUGUCUGGGACAGCGCGAAUCAUGACAGACGCUUAGCGGCCGUCCCGUGAAUGUGCUACACGCGCAUGUUUGAAAAAACUUAAGGUAGUGGCGAAGUGUUCCGCAUGAAUCGAGCAUGUGCAAAGUUACGAGAUGCUUUUCAGUUGUCGUGAUCAGCUUAGUGUACUCGACAGAGAAUUGAAACUCGAGCAUUCAUCCCUCUUUACAUGAAACUACGC